AUGGCUAAGGCUGAUACGAUAAAAAAUGUAUGGAGAGACAAUUUGGAGGAGGAAAUGGCAAACAUAAGACAUCUGAUUGAGAAGUACAACUAUGUGGCCAUGGACACUGAAUUUCCCGGUGUUGUGGCCAAGCCGUUAGGCAGUUUCAAGAGCCAAUCGUCAUUUGCAUACCAGCAAUUAAGAUUCAACGUUGACAUGCUGAGCAUAAUUCAACUGGGAAUAUCCCUGAGUGACGAGAAUGGAAAGAGGCCUGAACCAACACACACUUGGCAGUUCAACUUUAAUUUUAAUCUGGAUACAGACAUGUACUCACAGGAAUCAAUCGAACUACUGAUACAAGCAAAGAUCAAUUUCAAAGACCAUUCAAGAAACGGCAUUGAUGUCAAAGAGUUUGGGUCUUUACUAACAACCAGUGGACUAGUGAUGUCGGACCACAUUAUUUGGGUAUCGUUUCAUUCCGCAUAUGAUUUUGCAUACUUGAUCAAGAUUUUGACAGGAAACGCAAUGUCAGAGAAAGAAGAGGACUUUCACAAGUACAUGGGCGUGCUGUUUCCAAACUUCUACGAUUUUAAGUUUCUGCUAUCGUCUACUGAGCAUUCAAGAAAGGGACUGCAGGAAAUAGCAAAUGACCUAGGUGUUUCGAGAGAAGGAACAGCACACCAGGCAGGAAGUGAUGCGCUGCUGACAUCGAUGGCAUUUUUCAAGUCCUUCGAAACAGUCCUGCUCCGAGACAGCCUAAAAAGUUCAAUCUCCAAGCUUUUUGGAAUCGAGUAUGUCACAGAUAGCAUAUAA
This is a messenger RNA of Vittaforma corneae ATCC 50505, 792 nucleotides long. RefSeq lists its product as uncharacterized. The transcript has a single exon. NCBI's taxonomy places the organism in Eukaryota, Fungi, Microsporidia, Nosematidae. Gene Ontology annotation, molecular function: poly(A)-specific ribonuclease activity; nucleic acid binding. The coding region runs from base 1 to 792 and encodes 263 amino acids. The record is from RefSeq and is a predicted model, not a curated record. Gene Ontology annotation, cellular component: CCR4-NOT core complex; CCR4-NOT complex; P-body.